Molecule: messenger RNA, 1478 nt
Organism: Oryza brachyantha (malo sina)
Lineage: Eukaryota; Viridiplantae; Streptophyta; Magnoliopsida; Poales; Poaceae
Product: zinc finger CCCH domain-containing protein 44
Exons: 3
Coding region: 135-1034 (299 amino acids)
Molecular function (GO): metal ion binding; mRNA binding
Source: RefSeq, a predicted model, not a curated record
CUCGCUCUGCGCUGGUUCUGGUUCGACCCAACCCAACCCCAACCCUCGCGCCGCCGCUCGCUCUCCCACCGGCCUCCGCCGCGAGAUCGGAAACCCUAUCUAGGGUUUUGCCCGCCGCCGCCGACGCCGACGCCAUGGAGGCCGGCGGGAAGCGGGCCUCUGCGGAGGGCGCCAACGGCGUUGCCGCCAAGCGCGCGAGAGCAUCGGAGUCAUCUCAAAUGGGUGUAGGAAGCAAAUUGAAGCCGUGCACCAAAUUUUUCAGUACUUCUGGAUGUCCGUUUGGUUCAAGUUGCCAUUUUCUCCAUAACUUCCCUGGUGGCUACCAGGCUGUUGCAAAGAUGGCCAACUUGGGUGGGCCAGCUGUUGCAGCUCCCCCUGGAAGAAUGCCUUUAGGACUUGGUGCUCCUAAUGGACCACCUACAUCCAGCGUGAAAACUCGCAUGUGUAACAAGUACAACACUGCAGAAGGGUGUAAGUGGGGCAGCAAGUGUCAUUUUGCUCAUGGAGAGAGGGAGCUUGGAAAGCCGAUGCAGCUGGACAACUCGAUGCCACGUGCAAUGGGAUCAAUCCCCAAUGGUCAGUUUGAGGCUCCACCAAUGCCUGGCCCAGACAUUGUUCCUCCCUCAACCUUUGGUGCCUCAGCCACAGCAAAGAUCAGUGUUGAUGCAUCCCUUGCUGGCGGUAUCAUUGGGAAGGGUGGAGUCAAUACAAAGCAUAUAUCCCGAAUGACUGGGGCCAAGCUAGCCAUCCGGGAUAACGAGUCCAACCCCAACCUUAAAAAUAUUGAGCUUGAGGGGACAUUUGACCAGAUCAAACAUGCUAGUGCUAUGGUCACGGAGCUAAUUGUCCGCAUUAGUGGUAAUACUAAUGCCCCUCCAGCCAAGAACCCAGGAAGGGGGUCACAUGCUGGGGGGCCUGGAAGCAACUUCAAGACCAAGCUGUGUGAGAACUUCAACAAAGGCUCCUGCACAUUUGGAGACAGGUGUCAUUUUGCCCAUGGUGAAAGUGAGCUGCGCAAAUCGGCUGCUGCCUGAGCAACGCUUGUCAUGGCUUGUAGGGAACUAGGCUGCCUACACAUGAGCUCCAAAUAUGGAAAUUGCACAAUGUGAAAUGAACUGUGGCUGCUGCUUCUGCGUUGCACGAGAUAAUUGUCAUGGGCUCAUUGUGAGGAAACUGAUGUAAUCUGGGUGUAGUAGAUUACCGAGAAUGGAUGUGCCCUAAGAGAUUGAUAGGAUUACCCUGUUGGAGUUUUUUCCUUUUAGCUUUUCAGCUAAAUUUUGUACUGCUUUGGAGGCACUUUAAGGUGUCAACUGUCAAGUUACAAUGAUUUCAUUGACUUGGGUGCUGCCUCUGUCAAGUUAUAAUGAUUUCAUUGACUUGGGUGCUGCCUGAACUAUGAUGUUUCUGUCAGUUUCUUGAUCUUACUAAGCCAUUGGCAGUAUGUCACGAUGAACCGAAAUUUGAGUGGCCAUUGUAUA